Molecule: messenger RNA, 2327 nt
Organism: Pseudomyrmex gracilis
Lineage: Eukaryota; Metazoa; Arthropoda; Insecta; Hymenoptera; Formicidae
Product: UNC93-like protein MFSD11
Exons: 2
Coding region: 234-1622 (462 amino acids)
Source: RefSeq, a predicted model, not a curated record
GGCUUCUCUCUGCCCAUACCCUUGUCUUUACAUCAUGUGCUGACGUUCACUUGAUGUUCCACCACAAUGCAGUGUGGUGCAUUUUUUUAUUUGCUCACACGACAACCGUCUGUCAACGCGAAGUUGAUCGCAACAGCUACGCACGGAAAACUCACGCGGAAACGCGAACCAUAUGACACGGUCUUUCUGUUUUUACGUACAUGUAAACGAGUACGCGAAAUCGCUCUGCAAUUAUGACGGUAAAUCGAGGCUUCAUCAAUGUGCUGACUCUCAGCCUGGGAUUUAUGUUUGUUUUUACAGCGUUUCAAACAAUGAGCAACAUAGAGAAAACUGUCCUAAGCAGCAUCCAUGAGGAGGACAAGAGUUUCACCGGUGACGCUUAUUUUAGUUUGGCAAUAAUUUACGGCCUAUUCGCAAGCUUUAAUUGGCUGGCGCCGUCGUACAUCUCGGUACUGGGUCCACGCGUAGCGAUUCUUACUGGCGCCUUAAGCUACGUUCUGUUCAUUGCUUCGUUCUUCUAUCCGCACGACGUUCUGCUGUAUGUCAUGUCAGCCGUGGUUGGAGUCGGCGCCGCCUUCAUCUGGACCGGACACGGCCAAUACCUGACGGAGAACAGCGAGGACGAGACUAUGUCGCGUAACGCUGGUGUAUUCUGGGCGAUCUUCCAGAUGUCGCAGUUCGCCGGCAACCUGUUCGUCUUCUUUAUGUUCACGAAGUCCAAUAUCGACAGCCAACAACGAAUGAUCGUUUUCAGCGUGCUGACUGGUGUAGCUGUGAUCGGCAUCGGCGUGCUGUUAACGCUGAAAAAAUCGCCGCAGAGGCUGACGCUCGGUGAGGCCGAAGGCGUCUCCAGCGCAGACAAAGAGCUGCGUAUGCCGGAACCGACGCGCCAGAAACCUCUGCAGGCUGCCUGGUGCGCCUUUGUAGAUGCGAUCAAACUCUUCCUCACGCCAGACAUGCUGCUGCUCUCUUUGACGUUUAUUUAUACUGGUCUCGAGCUUACCUUCUAUUCCGGCGUGUACUCGAGCAGUGUUGGCUUUACUGAGAAAAUAGGCGACAACAGGAAGAGGCUUGUGGGAUUAUCCGGUAUUUUUAUUGGAAUCGGUGAGGUCGUUGGUGGUGCGAUCUUCGGUAUCUUCAUGCCCAAGAUAUUUGGCAAUUGCGGCAGCUGGGCGGUAGUGAUCACCGGUCUGCACGUACAUCUGUUCGCCUUUAUCAGCAUCUUUCUGAAUCUGCCGAAUCUGGCAUUGUUCGGGGAUACAGACACCAUAAGCUACAUUAACCCUCCUUCGCCGAUCCUCGCAAUGGCAGGCAGUCUCGCUCUCGGUUUGGGCGACGCCUGCUUUAAUACACAGGUCUAUUCCUUACUGGGCGUGCUGUUCGUCAAGGAGAGCGCGCCAGCUUUCGCUCUCUUCAAGUUCUGCCAAUCAGUCGCCGCUGCCGUCAGCUUCUCGUACAGUACCAAAGUCGGACUGCACGUGCAACUACUUGUGCUGCUUAUAACUAUAUUCCUGGGUACGGGGACUUUUUGUUACGUCGAACGCAAGGCCAAGAAGUCGAAGAACGAAUCACCGCAAGAGAUUAAUCCGUCGUUGGUCCACGCUACGAACGGAGAAGAUUGAUAAAGGUAGCCAGAUGUGUAUUGUUUAGGAUGUGAAGUAAUAAAAAGAGUGGAAAACGCGCACGAGUCACAAACGUGGUUACUAAAUGGAAAAUAUCACAGGACAAUAAUAAGUCACAAUUGAAACAUAACGAGUACUAGGUAGCUCGAGCGCAGCGCAUUGACGCAAUUCCAAUAAUCAAGUACAAUAUAUUUUUUGCAAAUGAAAAUAUUGUAUAACAAAUAUGUUUUGUUAUGAUAUAAUCUGAAUUUGGUUUUGUUAAAAACGGUUGCAAUGUGUUAUAGCGAAUUUUAUCUUCCAAGAUUAGAUUUUUUGAUCGAGUGUUAUCAUGGUCAUCUCUACAAUUUCUACACAUAUGUAUUCAAAAUUUUCUACAUAUUUUAUUGGAGUCAUUACAUUUAUUACAGAUUAUUAUAUUUUAUUUAUAUUAUUAUAUUUCUUUUUUCUUGUGAAGCUAUUUGACGGUUUUCAAGUGUAGUAAGGGCAAGUGGGGUCAAGAGACAAGUUGGGAGUUGCAAAUAUUUUAAUAAUUAAAAUGUAUAAAGACAUGUUGAUGCUUGCAUAAGAAAGCGCGGAGACUACUACGCUGCAUACGUCGUCUGCGUAGUCCAACCGUCAACGAGUGAACACAAGCGGUAGUUUGUAAAAUUAUUAGAUGUUUAUUAAAUUGUUUGAAUAAAAAGUGGCCCAACUAGCCUCGUUUUA